AUGGACGAGUUUGAUAGAGAAGCAGACAAUGAGUUAGAGUUUGUGGCAAGCUCUAUAAAAAAAGUGAAAGUAUAUUCUAGUUUUGAAAGUAUGAAACUUAAGCCAGAGCUAUUGAAAGGAAUAUACGCAUAUGGAUUCGAGGCACCUUCUUCUAUUCAAUCAAGAGCAAUAAUGCAAAUAAUAUCAGGAAGAGAUACUAUAGCACAAGCUCAGUCUGGAACAGGAAAAACAGCAACAUUUUCGAUCGGAAUGUUACAAGUUAUAGAAACUAAAUCAAAGGAAUGUCAAGCAUUAAUAUUAUCACCAACGAGAGAGUUAGCUGUGCAGAUUCAAAAUGUCGUGAAGAAUUUGGGAGACUACAUGCAUGUUCAAACACACGCUUGUGUGGGAGGAACUCAUGUUGGAGAGGAUAUUAAAAAGUUGCAAAAGGGUCAACAUAUUGUAAGUGCAACACCUGGCCGUGCUUUGGAUGUAAUCAAGAGAGGCCAUCUAAAUGUCAGAAAUAUUAAGAUGUUGAUUUUGGAUGAAGCAGAUGAACUUCUAUCCAAGGGUUUUAAGGAGCAAAUUUAUGACAUAUACAGACAGCUUCCAUCGACCGUGCAAGUAGUUGUGGUCAGUGCGACCGUUCCCAGAGAUGUUCUCGAUAUGACCUCUAAGUUUAUGGCUAAACCUGUGAAGAUAUUGGUGAAACAGGAUGAUAUAUCUUUAGAGGGAAUAAAGCAGUACUAUAUUCAGUGUGAGAAAGAAGACUGGAAGUUUGAUACCUUAUGCGAUUUGUAUGACUCGUUGACGAUUACUCAGGCAGUGAUAUUUUGUAACACCAAGAUAAAAGUUGAUUGGCUUGCUGAGCAAAUGCGCAGACAGAACUUUACUGUGGCAUCAAUGCAUGGAGAUAUGAAGCAGGAUGACAGAGAUAAUGUGAUGAGCGAUUUCAGAUCAGGAAGUUCAAGGGUACUUAUCUCAACUGAUGUUUGGGCUAGAGGAAUAGACGUACAGCAAGUUUCGCUUGUUAUAAACUAUGAUAUUCCGAAUGACAUGGAAAAUUACAUCCAUAGAAUAGGUCGGUCUGGGAGAUUUGGCCGCAAGGGAGUAGCUAUAAAUUUGGCUACCAGUGAGGAUAUUGGUUUAUUACGUGAUAUCGAAAGACAUUAUUCGAUUAAAAUCAGAGAAAUGCCGGUUAAUAUUAAUGAUGUUAUGUAG
Molecule: messenger RNA, 1200 nt
Organism: Priceomyces carsonii
Lineage: Eukaryota; Fungi; Ascomycota; Pichiomycetes; Serinales; Debaryomycetaceae
Gene: FAL1
Product: ATP-dependent RNA helicase
Exons: 1
Coding region: 1-1200 (399 amino acids)
Cellular component (GO): catalytic step 2 spliceosome; nucleolus
Molecular function (GO): RNA helicase activity; mRNA binding; ATP binding
Source: RefSeq, a predicted model, not a curated record